Messenger RNA from Betta splendens (Siamese fighting fish), 1573 nucleotides. It is a transcript of the gene rwdd2b, whose product is annotated as RWD domain containing 2B. Gene Ontology annotation, molecular function: protein binding. NCBI's taxonomy places the organism in Eukaryota, Metazoa, Chordata, Actinopteri, Anabantiformes, Osphronemidae. The transcript has 4 exons. The coding region runs from base 242 to 1117 and encodes 291 amino acids. The record is from RefSeq and is a predicted model, not a curated record.
GGGAGUCUAGGGGUAAACGUGGUCGGUAAAUCACGUAAAGGGUUUUAAUGUGUGCCGAUUCAGCUAGUCACAGCUAAUUUGCAUUUAUUGCGAUACUUUCUAAUAACAUAAUGAUAUAGCGAUAACAUAAGUCUAAUUGACAGGUGGCGACAUAUCAACUGGAAACCGACAAUAUGCUGACGACGCUUUAACGCUCUAUGUGUGAUACCACGGAUCGAAGCGUUAGCGUGGCCUCACCAACAUGUCUUACCUGGAGUGGGCUGAGGCUCAGCUGGCGGAGCUCGAGCUCCUGACGAGCAUGUUUCCCAGCCGGGAGGAGCUGGAGAUCACAGACCAGCUGGCACUGGCCGAGGUCAGGGCCUUUGUGGAGGGUUCAACGGGCUGCCCUCCUUCCUCCAGACCCCAGUUCCUCAUCAAACAGAAGCUGGACACCACGGAUGUCACUGUGUCCUGUCAAUAUCCAUCUGAAUAUCCCAGUGUAUUACCAGAGAUAACAGUCCGGUGUUCCAGCCUGAGCCGAGCCCAGCAGACGCAGCUCCACUCAGAUCUCAAUGCGUACCUCACAGCAAACUGCCGGGGGGACGCGUGCGUGCUCUCUGCCGUGGACUGGGUCAAAGACAAUGUGCGGCUUUUCAUCACCAGGAGCUUAGCCACAGCACCGGCCUGUAAGAAAGAGUCUGCCCCUUCACAGGAAGUCUUCAGCCGCCUGUGGAUUUACAGUCACCACAUCUACAACAAGACAAAGAGGAAGAGCAUCCUGGAGUGGUCCAAAGAGUUGGGCCUGUCGGGGUUCAGCAUGCCUGGGAAGCCGGGUAUUGUGUGCGUUGAGGGUCCUCAGUCCGCCUGUGAGGAGUUCUGGUCCAGAGUGAAGGUUCUGACAUGGAAGAAGAUCAUGAUUCGACAUAGAGAGGAUAUUCCCCUUGAUCAGCGGGCCGAGGACAGCAGCACUGGUCAAUCUAUAGACUCUCUACGCAAAUUCACAGGCUUUGAAGAAGCAAUGUUUGACCCCCAUGGGAACAGAGGGAAUCACAUGGACCUUGGGCAGCUCUACCAGUUCCUAAAUGAGAAAGGCUGUUGUGACGUCUUUCAGAUAUAUUUCGGCAUUGAAGGGAGGUAGUGUCCAGCAUACAUACUGUAGGCACUUGACAGGUGCUUUGUUAUUAUAAAGUGAUGUGGAAUUUGAGGAACCGAUUUCUCACUUUGUUGUGGCUAACAGGCAAUUUUGGAAAAAAAAAUUAUUUAUUGAAGAGGUGUUUAUCUGAGAGUUUUCUCAAGGACUCUAGUUAUAUUUGCAAUUUUAAUAUUCCUCUACAUGCCACAGAUCACACCUUGCUCUAGGUGUUUCUUCUCUCAGACGCAUCGUUGUGUAUUACUACCAGGGUAUUAUAGGAUUUUCUGGUCUGAUACCACAUUAAUAAUUGGACAACACUGACAACAAUGUGCUAGUUAUGUGUUUAUGAAAUCUGUUGAUGUCCUUAUGAAUUAAAGAUAACAUGACCAUGGAAAGUCUUUCUCCAGUUUGUGUGAGAUGAGUUGUGCAUAAUUAUGGAUUAAACCGUAGCAAUUUGUUGUA